Messenger RNA from Colletotrichum gloeosporioides, 732 nucleotides. RefSeq lists its product as uncharacterized. The transcript has a single exon. The record is from RefSeq and is a predicted model, not a curated record. The coding region runs from base 1 to 732 and encodes 243 amino acids. Lineage: Eukaryota; Fungi; Ascomycota; Sordariomycetes; Glomerellales; Glomerellaceae.
AUGCUUCCGCCCUCUGUCCAUAGUCAGUAUGUCCGGUACAAGGAGAACACCACCUCCUUCGUCAACUGGCUUUUCGGACAGGCCAAGAAGGUCAUGAAAACCGGAUCCCUUCCUCCGCUGUCGGCAGACCUCUCCACCCAGCAUCUGCUCCCGAUGGCCCAGGCCUGCAAGAAGGCUUCCAUCGCUAUGCCUGCCAUGCAGCGCUCUUUCCUCGAACGAGCAGUCAGCCUUCGUCGCAAAGUCGGAGCACACUACGUUGCGGGUGGCUCGGCGGCUACCUCUGACGCUGAUGACAGCCAUCGGUUCUUCACUGACUGUCUUCAACGCAUUCUCGACCUCUUCCCGGCACCCACGCCCGUCGCUCGUCCCGCUACCGACUCGGCGCCCAUCCCUGACAUGGACGAAAGCUUCAUCAACCAGUUCAGCAUUCUCCACGUCGAAGGACACGAUGACAUCCAUCCCGAAUCUCUUGUCAAUGAGCCUGCCGAUGAGUGCCCCUCGCCUCCUCCGCAACAGAGGCCUGCUGCUCGCGUGAGCAACCAAUUGCUCGACCUAGUCGACGAUCCCCGAAUCGAACUCUGGUGCUUGCUGAUUGAAAUUCGCGACAUCCGGCGCUACGUCAAGAGCAUCUGGGCGGAAUAUGUCGCCGGCAAGGUCGAUCUUGUCACCGCCAGCCUCGUCACGGAAGCAGCCUUCGAGUCCAUGGAGAUCAUGAACGAGAAUUUCUGCUAG